AUGGAGGGAUCACCAGCCGACCCGAGCCAAGGGAGUACCCUAGGCCUUCAGGAAGAUCCACUGCAAAUGCAAAUGAAGGAUGAAGGAUCCGUGGAAGCGACCUAUGGUCCAAGUCCCAAUCGUGGGGCUAGUGCCAGCGGUCACCAGCCUGGGAGUGGGAUUGGCGCAGUUGAUGUUACGCAAGGGGGUCCAGAGACAGUUCCACCGGUUUUGAGCGCUGCAUCCAACACCAUGCCCAACAUGAAGAAGCCGAAAGAAAGUCGAAAGAAGAAAGGUCAGAAGGAGGAUGAAGAUGAGGAGCCUGAAGGUUCUGACAAGGAGCAAGGAUCUUCUGUCAACACCUCAGAGGUGAGAAGCCGGAGAAGGGCAAGAGUCCGAGAGGAAAGACCGAAGAGCAGCCUCGCCUCAGUAAAGAUAGAGGAGUUCUUUGGAGACAGGAGCAAGUAUCUGAAGUGGAAGCGUGCAGUCCAGGCGCAGCAGCAACUCUACAGGCUGGAGGAGGAAGAGUUGGCAAUGUUGAUAUACUUGUCAACGAAGAAGGAUGCAAGGGACUGCCUGGAACAACUCACUGUGAAUGAGUACACACGCCCUGGCGGGCUGAAGCUGGUGUGGAAACUCCUGGACGAAGGUGGAGAAAGCAUGGAAGACGACGGGCUUGAGGAGGAAGACCUCAAGGAAGCAUGGGCAGCUGGGUGGAAGGCCAAGGCCCAGCAAGCAGAGAAGAAGAAGUUCGGAGGAUGGAAGGGCGAUCCCAAAGGACAAGAAGACAAGCGCAAACGCAACUCCACCUGCAGCAGCUGCGGAGAAGUGGGACAUUGGAAGGUAAAGACAGAAGCAGAAGACAAGAAGGAGACCAGGAUUCCAGGAGAUGAGAGGACGUCACCAGACAAAAGAGGCUGGUCUCUGGUGAGCGAUGAUGAAGGGCCAGAGACGGUGGAGAGGCCCAAGACCUACUCUAUCAAGAAGAGCACCAUGAAGGAAGCGGCAGGUGCAGGCAAGAAGGGCGGAACCGCCGAAGGUGCCGAGGAGAUGCUGGAGCUGUCGGCCUUGGAGGUGAUUGCGGCCCUUCCGACGAGGAGCAAGUCGGAGAAGAGGGCCCUGAAGUGCUUCCUUUUGAAAGAAGAAGAGCAAAUGGCAUGGGAGACAUGCAGGAAACACCGAGGGGAGGAUGAAGUGAGGAUCGGCCAUGAUGAGAAAGGAAGACCCUCGGGAGCAACUGGGAGUGGAGGAUACUCUGAGCAGUUGCCAGUUCCUCCAAAGAAGGCCGAAUCAGUGAAAGAUGCUUUUGAAACCCUUGAGCAGGGCAAGAAGAAAGAUGCCCCCAGGAAAGUCAAAGAGCGGAUGCUGCAUGACUUGGCACAAUUUGUACCAGAGCCAACUGGAUGGAAGCCGGCUCAUUCCAUCACGAACUUAAGCUGGCUUGAGGAGGAAGAGACGGAGACAUUCCGUCUUGGCUCAGGAGGCCCAGAGGAGCCGGUGGAGGAGGAACCACAGAAUGCCCAGGAGGGAUGCCGGAGUAUGGAGGGGGCCAGCAAGUAUCGUGGCAAAGGAGUCCACGGGAAGAUACUUUAUAAGCUGGAGAGGAAGGUGCCUCCUGGUGGCUGCAACAAAAACCUCCGUGCCAGCUCGAAUGAGGAAGCGGCAGACGCGAAGGAAAGCCUCAAAGAGUUGGAAGAGUUAGAAGAAGACGGUCUCCGAAAGAAGGAGUACGAAGUAGUUCCCCAGAGGAGGACAGAAGAAGACGAGAGCAAGGGAUGGAAGGCAGAUGAAACCACCAUCACUAAAAGCCGUUUUGGCAGAGGAAAGAGAGAGGCACAGCAAAUGGUGAGAGGCCUGAGAAGCAUGAAGAAAGUCAUCAAGGAGCCCUUCCUGAAGAGAAGAUACAACAGACGGCAGAAGCAAGCACCCCACACAGCACAAGCAGAGGAGCCAGCAGCUGCAGCCAGAGCAAGGAGCCUGUCAUAUGAACCGUCCAUCGCCCCAGAUGAGGUGAUGGAAAGAGAGGAGAAGACACAAGAAGGGCAAGACCGAGAAGAUGAGGAGUUUUGGAAGGAAGUCGCAGAUACAGAAGCAGCACACGACAAGGAAGAGACUGAGAAAUAG
Messenger RNA from Cladocopium goreaui, 2103 nucleotides. NCBI's taxonomy places the organism in Eukaryota, Dinophyceae, Suessiales, Symbiodiniaceae. The record is from the annotation of a GenBank genome assembly.